Molecule: messenger RNA, 630 nt
Organism: Lolium rigidum
Lineage: Eukaryota; Viridiplantae; Streptophyta; Magnoliopsida; Poales; Poaceae
Product: probable NADPH:quinone oxidoreductase 1
Exons: 3
Coding region: 1-630 (209 amino acids)
Cellular component (GO): cytosol
Molecular function (GO): FMN binding; oxidoreductase activity
Source: RefSeq, a predicted model, not a curated record
AUGUCUGUGCCUGGCUUGUCAGUGCCUGCAACGACAGUGGCGACGCCAGCGUCAGCGAAUCCCACCGUCCUCCACGUGGCCGCCUUCAGCGGCUCCCUCCGCAAGGAUUCCUGGCACACCGGCCUCAUCCGCGCCGCCGAGGAGCUAUGCCAGGAGUUCAUCCCGGGGCUGAUCAUCGACCACGUCGACAUCUCCAACCUGCCAAUGGCCAACCCGGACCUCGAGACCGAUGGCGGCGACGGCUUCCCGCCGGAAGUCGAGCCGUUCCGCGCCAGGGUCCUCGCCGCCGACUGCUUCCUCUUCGCCUCGCCCGAGUACAACUACUCUGUCACCGCCUCGCUGAAGAAUGCGCUGGACUGGGCGUCGAGGGGCAGUGUCAAAUGCUGGGCUGACAAGGCCGCGGCGAUCGUCUGCGCGGGAUAUGACUUCAACGGCGGGAGGGGGUCACUCCACCUCCGCCAGAUCGGGAUCUACCUCGACAUCCACUUCAUCAACAAGCCGGAGCUCCACGUGAGGAUGUACGACGACCCGCCCAGUUUCGACGCCGACGGCAACCUCACCGACGCAAAGAACAGGGAGCGCUCCAGGCAUUCGCGCUCAGGCUCCAACCCAAGCAAGCCUAAGUGGUGA